AGGUAAGAUCAUGAAUUAUGGCAUUUCUUAAAUGAACAUUCAGGAAUGAAGUGAGAAAAAGUCAUAAAUAUAGAAAAUAAGUGCUUUUUAAGUGAUGUCUAUUAAUUUGACAAUAGAUAUAUAUAUUUACUUCCUUAGUAAUGUACGCAGUCUGUGUGCGAAGCAGAGAAGCAAGCAGCCGCAUUUCUUGUGCUCACCUAAAUAUUACUGGAGGUUAAGCCACAUCAUUCUACAAAGAAGUUUGCACACAAGCAAAAUAAGAUGUAAAUGGACUAAAAGUGAAGCCCAUUCUUGCAGCAAACACUGCUGUCGUCCAAGCAAUCAUGGUUUACACAUUGGAAUCUUGAAACUUAGCACUUCUGCUCCUAAGGGACUUACAAAAGUGAGCAUUCGUAUGUCCCGUAUUAAAAGUACUCUGCACUGUGUUUCAAAGGCUGUUUUUGGCAAUCAAAAUGAAAUGAUUUCACGUUUAGCUCAAUUGAAGCCAAGUUCUGGAAUAUUAAGAAAAGUAUCAGAUAGUGGUUGGUUAAAUCAGAAAAACAUCAAACAAGCCAUCAAAACGCUGAGAAAAUAUAGUGACCCUUCAGCAACAAAGAGUUCUUUUCCAGAAGGAAAAAGUCACAUUAUAGAUAAAGACGAAGAUCUAGGUAUACAGAGUCUUUUUCAGUACACAAGUAGUAUCACUACAAAAUUUGAAGAGUCAUUCUCCUUUUUAGCAAACCAUAUUAAUUCAUACUUCCUACAUAAGGGAAAAAUGGCUGAAAAAAAGGAAACUGAACAUUUCCAGGAUAAAUCAGAAUUUGAAGAGAAAACAGUAGAAGGAGACGGGAUAUUCAGUUCUUCAGAUCCAGGUAUCCCGACUGAUGACAAGCCAUGCUCGGAAUCUUCUUUAGAGGCUGCAAGUCCUAGUGAGACACCUGGAGUUGUUCCAGUUUCUACUAAACAAAGUAUCGCUAACUUUCUUUCUCGUCCAACUGGAGGUGUACAGGCUUUAGUAGGUGGCUACAUUGGUGUCCUUGUCCCCAAAUUGAAGCCGGAUACAAAAAGUAUGUCUGAAGAAAAAGAGGCUAUGAAAGCUGAGCUGGCUAACAGAAAAGACAAAGUUGCAGAAGAGAAAAGCCGUUUGUCUCUUCAGCGAGAAAAGAUUAUUGCAAGAGUGAGUAUUGAUAACAGAACCCGGGCAUUGGUUCAAGCAUUAAGAAGAACGACUGAUCCAAAGCUCUGCAUUAAUCGGGUUGAAGAACUGACUUUUCACCUUCUAGAAUAUCCUGAAGGAAAAGGAGUGGCUGUCAAGGAAAGACUUAUUCCGUAUUUAUUACGUAUUCGACAAAUUAAGGAUGAAACUCUUCAAGCUGCAGUUAGAGAAAUUUUGGCCUUAAUGGGCUAUGUGGAUCCAGUGAAAGGGAGAGGAAUCCGAAUUCUCACAAUUGAUGGUGGAGGAACACGAGGCGUGGUUACUAUUCAGACACUGCGAAAAUUAGUUGAACUUACUCAGAAGCCAGUUCAUCAGCUCUUUGAUUACAUUUGUGGUGUAAGCACAGGUGCUGUGUUAGCUUUCAUGUUGGGAUUGUUUCAUAUGCCACUGGAUGAAUGUGAGGAACUUUAUCGAAAAUUAGGAUCAGAUGUAUUUUCACAGAAUGUCAUUGUUGGUACAGUCAAAAUGAGUUGGAGCCAUGCAUUUUAUGACAGUCAAACAUGGGAAAAGAUUCUUAAGGAUAGAAUGGGAUCUUCACUAAUGAUUGAGACAGCAAGAAAUCCCACAUGUCCUAAGGUAGCUGCUGUAAGUACCAUAGUAAACAAAGGGGUAACGCCGAAAGCAUUUGUGUUCAGAAACUAUGGUCAUUUUCCUGGAACCAACUCUCACUACUUGGGAGGCUGCCAGUAUAAGCUGUGGCAGGCCAUCAGAGCUUCAUCUGCUGCACCAGGCUACUUUGCAGAGUAUGCCCUGGGAAAUGAUCUUCAUCACGAUGGAGGUUUGCUUCUGAAUAACCCUUCAGCAUUAGCAAUGCAUGAAUGUAAAUGUCUUUGGCCAGAUGUCCCAUUGGAAUGCAUAGUAUCCCUGGGCACUGGACGUUAUGAGAGUGAUGUGAAAAACACCGUGAUGCACACAAGCUUGAAAACCAAAUUGUCUCAUGUUAUCAACAGUGCUACAGAUACAGAAGAAGUCCAUAUAAUGCUUGAUGGUCUGUUACCUCCUAAUACCUACUUUAGAUUCAAUCCUGUAAUAUGUGAAAACAUACCUCUAGAUGAAAGUCGUAAUGAAAAGCUGGAUCAGCUGCAGUUAGAAGGGUUGAGGUACAUAGAAAGAAAUGAAGAGAAAAUGAAAAAAGCUGCAAAAAUAUUAAGUCAAGAGAAAACAACUCUGCAGAAAAUUAAUGAUUGGAUAAAACUGAAAUCUGACAUGUAUGAAGGCCUUCCAUUCUUUUCAAAAUUGUGACAUGUAUAUGCAUGUGUUCUCAUAAAUGAAAACAUUCUCAGAAGAUCAGUAAGAAAGUGUGGGAUUUGGCAUGAGUUCAUUCUGAAAUACUUAAGAAUUAUGGGGAAUCCUGGAAAAAGAUGGUGCUUGGACCAGUUUCCAAACAUUAUAGAGAGUAUUCUUGGUUACAGAGUUCUCAAGGGAAUUAACUUUUUAUGAUAUUAAUAGUUACCUGAACUUUAGGAACCUUACUGUUAUUCUCAUUGGUUUAGUAGAUACUGGUGUUACACUGUUUGAUGUUUGAAAAUUUAUUAAUAUAUGUGCCAAAUAAUAAACUGAAAACUAUCAUAUUAUAUUUGAUAUUUUUGCUUUACUCACCAUAAUCAUGUUGGAUUUAUUUGAUCAUUGAUUCUUUCAUGUGGAAAAGUUAGUACCUUCUUAAAUUUACUUUUUAUGUGCUUUCACUAGCUAUGUUCUGCAGUCUACAGACUGCCUCUUACUGUCAUAUCAUCUAAAAAGAUGCAGAAAAAUGGAAUUUCCUCUAUCAGAAUACUUUUAUAUUUGAAAUAUGAAAGAACCAGAUUCACUUUUCUGUUCAAAAUUUACUUAUUUCAACAUUAUUUGGUUCAAAAAAAUAGGUGAAGUUCCAAUCAACCACUUUUUCCUCCUGAAAUUUCAAGAUGAUGCUGCAUGUGAACUUUUCUGGCUCUAGCUUAUCCUUAACUGUUCUAAAAUUAGUUAUUUGAAUUUACUGAGAAACUAUUUCUAGCAUUAACAAAAAUAAAAUAUU
Messenger RNA from Orycteropus afer afer, 3206 nucleotides. RefSeq names its product patatin like phospholipase domain containing 8 (gene PNPLA8). Lineage: Eukaryota; Metazoa; Chordata; Mammalia; Tubulidentata; Orycteropodidae. Gene Ontology annotation, biological process: arachidonate metabolic process. The record is from RefSeq and is a predicted model, not a curated record. Gene Ontology annotation, cellular component: membrane.